Hibiscus syriacus is the source of this 574-nucleotide messenger RNA. Its product is annotated as LOB domain-containing protein 12-like. Lineage: Eukaryota; Viridiplantae; Streptophyta; Magnoliopsida; Malvales; Malvaceae. The record is from RefSeq and is a predicted model, not a curated record. The coding region runs from base 63 to 566 and encodes 167 amino acids. The transcript has 2 exons.
GAAGUUUCUUCCUUCUACAGAAGAAAAAGCAGUGUUUAUUUUUGGCUGUUGAUCAGCUGAUAAUGGGGGGCUCUUCGCCAUGUGCGUCAUGUAAACUUCUGAGGCGUCGAUGUGCUAAGGACUGCAUCUUUGCUCCUUACUUCCCUUCCGAUGAACCCCACAAGUUCGCUAUUGUUCAUAAGGUCUUUGGUGCAAGCAAUGUUAGCAAAAUGUUGCAGGAGCUUCCGAUUCUGCAGAGAGCAGAUGCAGUGAGUAGCUUAGUUUAUGAAGCAAAUGCAAGAGUGAGGGACCCUGUGUACGGAUGCGUAGGGGCAAUAUCCUACCUUAAAAAUCAAAUAUCACAGUUGCAGAUGCAGCUGGCGGUGGCUCAGACCGAGAUACUUUGCAUUCAGAUGCAGCAGCAGGAAUCGGCGUUACCGACUCAGAUACAUCAAGACGACUGCAAACCCUUCCUUUUAGCCAAUAAUAAUAACUUAGAUAGCAUCUCCCAAUACCUCAACUUCGCUUCUUCUAGCAAUGUAAUACAAGACCCAGCAGAUCUCAAAAGAGAGUCUUUUUGGACUUAAAAUAACGU